AUGCUAAGUGGUAUUAUCACCACAGAAACCGUUGAAGCAGCGACUGAACAGUUUGACAAGUUAUGUGUACUGUUAAAAUUUGACAAGAAAAUGGAGAAAACGUCAGAGAAUGAAAAUGCUAGUGAGGAUGAUAAUGGAGAUAGCUAUGUUGAUGGUGAUGAAAACGAUAAUGAUGAUAAUGAUGAUGACGAAGAAGAACUAAGAAGUUGUCUUCACUAUGCGGGAAAAUACUUCACCCAGUACGCUAUGAAAGCUGUUCUUCAUGGAGUCAGAUACAUUAGUCGAAGAACCAUGUUUGAAAGGUUUUUGUGGGGAAUUCUGACUCUAGCAUUUGUACUAAUAUGUUUGACACAGAUCUUUAAAUUAUACAGCAGACUAAAUCGAUAUCCAGUGGUUAUUACUUUUGGAAGUGAAACAAUUCAUAUUUAUGAGAUUCCAUUCCCGGCGGUAACGAUAUGUCCCCGAACAAAAAUAAGAAAAGAAGCCUUCAAUUAUGAAGAGGUGCAUAAGAAAAUUGAAGAAAACCAAAAUUUGACAGAACAGGAGGCCACAAUUUAUGAAUAUGUACAUGCUAUAUGUAAAUGUCAUGUCCGUCAUGAUGUAAACCAUACUUACAACAAAAUCCACUUUUCUGACGAUUUUUUUGACACUAUAGAUCAUCUCACCAUUGACCCUUCAGAUCUAUUUGUACGUUGUGUCUGGAUAAGAACUUCUAUGAACUGUUCAGAAAUCUUUACUCGUGUGUUUACCGAUGAAGGAAUUUGCUACUCAUUCAACGUAUUAGACAAAACGCAUAUUUUCCGUGACUACAUCAACUUGCCCAAAGAUUCUUUUAUUGGUCAUAAUAAAGACUACGAUUGGAACAUAGAAACAGGAUACACAAAAGAUAUGAACUAUAAAACAUAUCCCCGACGAGUUCUAAACUCAGGACACGAAGAAGGUUUAGAACUAACACUUGGGCUAUUUUCUGAAGAUUUUGAUUUUGCCUGUGGAUCGUUCCUACAAGGAUUUAAAGUAAUCGUUCACAGUCCAAACGAAGUUCCACAAGGGAAUGACAAUUUCUUUCGCAUAUCUCCAGGUCAUGGUUUGGAUGGGGCUAUUAGACCAAGGUUCAUCUUGACGUCAUCUAGUAUUGGUCAAUAUCAGCCUCAAGCGAGAAACUGUUACAUGGGAACAGAAAAGCCAUUAAAAUAUUUUAAACAGUAUACUCAGUCGAACUGCAAACUAGAAUGUGCUAGCAACUACACGCUCUUGAGAUGUGAAUGUGUAGCACACUAUAUGCCUAGAACGAAAGACAUACCAAUCUGUGGAACUGCAAAUCUGUAUUGUGCAGAACUGGCACAAGAUGAACUGGACUUUCUUGAAAUUGAAAACAACUUGAAAACUAAUACAUCGGAUUUAGGUUUUUGUGGAUGUUUACCUUCAUGUACAGAGCUGAGUUAUAUUAUGGAAAUUUCUAGAAUCCCCGCUUACUUGAAGGAAAGUUUAAGUAACAAUGAAAACUCCACGAUUAAACAUCUUACUCAAUUAAAUAUUUAUUUUAAAGUUGGGUACUUCAGCCAAUUUAUAAGAUUCCAAGCACUUUCAACAUUGACUUUAAUUGCCAAAGUAGGAGGACUACUAGGGUUAUACACCGGAGCUUCCAUAAUUACAGUAGUAGAAUUUUUGUAUUAUUGGACAGGAAGACCGAUUUGCAACAAAUUUCUGUUUAAUCGGUGGUCAGGACGCAAACCUCUUAAAUUAACCAAAUAAAAAUUUUGUUUCAAAUGGCAAAUAUUGCUGUAAACUAUUGCAGCAGUUUUGUGCCACCAAAAUACUAAAUUUUUCACAUUAAUUAUUGCUAUAUACCCAUUUAACGGAAGACACGAGACCCAACUAACAACACAAUCAUUCUUACAGAUACCCUUAAAUUGU
This is a messenger RNA of Zophobas morio, 1914 nucleotides long. RefSeq names its product pickpocket protein 28-like. Bases 1 to 1752 code for a protein of 583 amino acids. Gene Ontology annotation, cellular component: plasma membrane. The transcript is spliced from 9 exons. NCBI's taxonomy places the organism in Eukaryota, Metazoa, Arthropoda, Insecta, Coleoptera, Tenebrionidae. Gene Ontology annotation, molecular function: ligand-gated sodium channel activity. Gene Ontology annotation, biological process: sodium ion transmembrane transport. The record is from RefSeq and is a predicted model, not a curated record.